Messenger RNA from Nematocida parisii ERTm1, 2659 nucleotides. RefSeq lists its product as uncharacterized. Bases 1 to 2622 code for a protein of 873 amino acids. The transcript has a single exon. Lineage: Eukaryota; Fungi; Microsporidia. Gene Ontology annotation, cellular component: proteasome storage granule; proteasome regulatory particle, base subcomplex; nucleus. The record is from RefSeq and is a predicted model, not a curated record. Gene Ontology annotation, biological process: proteasome-mediated ubiquitin-dependent protein catabolic process.
AUGGACAGCAAAACAGAAGAGAUUCAUGUAAUACUAGACAGCCUAAACAAUGCAGACCCGGGGAUUACCCAUUCUGCCCUUAGUAUGCUAGUGCAAAAAAUGCGGUCAUCCGCCUCUGUGGCAUCAACUAUACCACAGAUUCUUUUAUAUUUAGUUUCACAGAAAGAUGUUCUUCAAAAUAAACUGGCAACACUCACUGGAGAGAAUAGAAAGCUAAUGGCGGACAUACUUUCGGUUAUAUCAGCGACGCUUACCACGGCAGAAAGUUUGCAGUAUAGGCUGGAGGGAGGUGCUACAUCUAUGGACAUAUGGGGGCACCACUAUGCAAAGAAGCUGGCUAUCGACAUAAUAAAAACUCUAAGGAAUCACAUGCACACUAAAAAAGAGUGCCACUGCCAGAAUAAGGGGCUUAAGUGCACUAUAAUGUCGGCGGAGGAGAAAAGGGGCAUGUCACUGUCGAAGAACCUUUCUGUUUCAGAGAGCAAGGAUGCAGAGGCAGAGGCAGGAGAUGUGGAAGAGAGCAAGCACCCAGAGAAAGAAGAUGCGCUUGAGCUGACUCCUGAGAUGGAAGGGCCGCUGGAGGCAGUAAUUGCUGAGGUGGUAGAGUGCAUGUUUAAGUUCAACUGUGAGUGUGAGUGUAUAGAUUUCCUGCUAGACAUCGAUCGAAUAGAAAUGCUUUUAGAGCACAUUGAUAGGGACAACCAGGAAAGGAUCAUACGGUAUAUGCAGGCCCUUAUGUACUUUAUAAGAAACGAGCGAGUGACAGAGACCUUUUUAGAGGUGCUUAAGAAAAGCAAGAAAUUAGAGGAGUAUGCUGUGUUUAUGAUAAGAGAGAAGAAGUAUGAACAGCUACUUGAUGAGACUGUUGGUUUCAGCAAAGUGGAUCAAAUAAAGAUCUUUUACAUCAUGGGCAAGCACGAGAUGUGGAGCAAAGUGCCAAAGAGCAGGUGGAAUGCAUUUACACAGACUGUUUCAAAAGAGAAAUUCCCGAAUGGAUUUUCUCCAGAGCAUAUCACAAGCAAUGCGUACAUGGCAGACCUAAACAAAUAUGUAAGUGAAAGGCUAGAGCUUAACAAAGAAAUAGUUGGUGAUUUUGGGUCAUUCUCAGAUGCUCUUUCGAAGGCAUCAUUCUCUGCUGAAACACUUGCAGAGCCAGAGAACAAAAAGACAUACAAAAUAACCACGCAGUGCUCAAAGGGGCUUCUGUACCUCUGGGACCAGAACAAGGCACUAAAUGAGCUAGAGGAGCAUAUUUUCUCUGAAGACGGAUAUUUAAAGGUAUCAAGCAUUUUGGCUCUUGCAACAGCAACGUGCAAGGUCUAUGACUACAAUGACACGGUGCUGGCGGCUGUUACCGAGGGUUUGGAUACAAAAUCUGUUACACAAAGGAUUGUUCUUCUUAUUAGUUUGGCCAUGAAGUACUCCGGCACUCAUGACAUGGACAUUUAUGACACACUGCACUCUUUAUUAUACGAUGAUACUCUGGAAGUUGUUCUUUUUGCAAUGUAUGCGAUAGGAAAUAUAUUCUGCGGCAGUUAUAAUAUAGACAUAUACACGGAUCUGGUGAAGAUACUGGCUAGCAGAAUAUGUGGUGAGGCUCCAAGCAUUUCUCCCAUAAUUAAAUUUGCUCUUCUAGGUAUUUCCCUGCUGUUCUUUGAAGCAGGCGACAAAGUAGGCGCAGUGCUUGAGUCCUGCGAGGUCUUGGAUGACUAUGGUGCAUCUCUCUCCAUUCUUAUGCAAGCCAUGGCAUGCAUCGGAACAGGAAAUACCCAAGCCAUCUACGACAUACUGAAGGAGGCUCUCAAUGAGCAGACAAACAAUGAAAACGACUACAGAGAAGUGUUUGGUAUCCUGGGCGUGGCAUUAAUUUCACUUGGUGAUGACACUUUGGUGCAGAUGGCAGGGCACAUUCUUGAAGGGUCUAUGCUUCUGGAUACAUAUAAGGUCCAAAUGGCAAUCCCAAUGGCGUACAGUCUGUUAUAUCUGUCCACAGGAAAGACAGAAGUCAUUGACAUUCUCAGGCGGUGCAUGCAUAGCACAAACUCUUCAGUUGUUCUCUCCUCAAUCAUUGGCCUGGGGCUGGUCUCGGCAGGAACAAAUAAUUCCCGUGUGAAGACCGCCCUCGAUGAAAUGAGCAGCUUCUGUGGAAAGGGCGCGUCUGGCAGCGCACUCAAAAUAUCACAGGGUCUUCUGCGGCUGGGCAAGGGCAUGCACAAACUCUCUCUGUUCAACGACUCUGUAAUUUCAGGCAAGUCUGUUGGAUGUCUCAUGGGAUUUAUGCUGAGUGCACUUGAUGGCGGCAUUGGAAUCCUUGACAGGUACUACUUUGUCCUUAUGCUUGUAGGAGCAGGAAUAACCCCCAAGUACUUAAUCGCACUGGAUAGGUCAGGAAAGCCCACAGAGUGUAAUAUUCGCGUAGGAAAUAAAAUAGAUACUGCAGGAGUACCCGGCCGACCAAAAGCGCUUUCCGGCGUACAAGUACAUGCAUCACCAGUAAUUCUACAAACAGCAGAAGGCGCUGAAGUGCUGGGUGAUUCUGUCUCCUACCACACAAACGGCGGUGUUGUAAUCGUCACCCAGCCUGCAAAGAAAUCUGGAUCUGACGAUGAAGAGGACUCAUAAUUCUCCAAAAAAUAAAGUUAUUCUUGGUUUUAACCGC